Quercus robur (English oak) is the source of this 2193-nucleotide messenger RNA. RefSeq names its product RAN GTPase-activating protein 1. Gene Ontology annotation, molecular function: GTPase activator activity; protein binding. The transcript has 2 exons. The record is from RefSeq and is a predicted model, not a curated record. The coding region runs from base 287 to 1891 and encodes 534 amino acids. Lineage: Eukaryota; Viridiplantae; Streptophyta; Magnoliopsida; Fagales; Fagaceae.
AUUUUUUAAAAGUAAGAUUUAGAUUUUCAUCAUUUCCCUCCAAUUCCAAUUCCCACUCGCACUUUUGAGUUUUCAUUUUUAAAAAAAAAAAAAAGAUAUUUUUCCCUUAUCCUUAAGUCGAUAAUUAUUGUUUUGAAAAAGAAAAAAAAAUCAUAGAAAUAAGAAAUUUUCCUUAGAAGCAAACAAGAUAUUUAUAAAUCUAUUACUCUCUCGUUUCUAGGGUUCUUCAUAGCCUCUGUUUGUUUCCCGAGAAAGUUUCUAGUUUCUCGUUUCAGGCUACUUUGGCAUGGAUUCGGCAACACAAACUUUCCAACACCGCUCAUUGCCAAUCAAAUUAUGGCCCCCUAGCCAGAGUUCAAGGUUGAUGCUUGUAGAACGAAUGACCAAGAAUCUUACAACUCCAUCCAUUUUCUCGAGAAAGUAUGGCCUGUUGAGUAAAGAAGAGGCAGAGGAGGAUGCCAAACACAUAGAAGAUAUUGCUUUUGCAACUGCAAGCCAAAACUUUGAGAAGGAGCCAGAUGGUGAUGGGAGUUCUGCAGUGCAAAUUUACGCCAAGGAAUCAAGUAAACUUAUGUUGGAAGUCCUUAAAAGAGGCCCCAGAAUAAAGGAGGAUAGAGAGGUUAUGAUAGCUAAUGAAACAAUCUUUGAUAUAUCUGGAGGUCGCAGGGCUUUUAUUGAAGCAGACGAGGCUGAGGAGCUUCUACAGCCAUUGAGGGGACCAAACUCAUAUACUAAGAUUUGCUUCAGCAAUAGAAGUUUUGGCUUGGAUGCUGCUCAUAUUGCUGAGCCCAUUUUGUUAUCCAUUAAGGAUCAAUUGACCGAAGUAGACCUAUCAGAUUUUAUUGCUGGAAGACCUGAGGCAGAAGCUCUUGAGGUCAUGAAUAUAUUUUCUUCAGCAUUGGAAGGUUCUGUUUUGAGAUAUUUGAACCUUUCAAACAAUGCCAUGGGCGAAAAAGGUGUUAGGGCAUUUGAGUCACUUCUAAGGUCACAGAGAGAUUUGGAAGAGCUUUAUUUGAUGAAUGAUGGUAUCUCAGAGGAAGCUGCAAGAGCAGUUUGUGAACUAAUUCCCUCCACUGAGAAGCUUAGGGUUCUUCAUUUUCACAACAACAUGACUGGAGAUGAAGGGGCAAUUGCUAUAUCUGAGAUGGUGAGAAGUUCUCCAGCAUUGGAGGAUUUCCGGUGUUCUUCUACAAGGGUAGGCUCUGAAGGGGGAGUUGCCUUAUCUGAAGCACUAGGGACUUGUACUCAUUUAAAGAAGCUUGAUUUGCGUGACAACAUGUUUGGUGUAGAAGCUGGACUUGCUUUAAGUAAAGCUAUAUCUGUCUUUGCAGAUCUUACUGAGGUUUAUUUAAGUUACCUCAACUUGGAGGAUGACGGGGCAGAAUCCCUUGCCAAUUCUCUCAAGGAUUCUGCGCCAUCACUUGAAGUUCUGGAUAUGGCUGGAAAUGACAUUACUGCCAAAGCUGCUGCUUCUUUAGCAGCCUGUAUAGCAGCAAAACAAUUUCUCGCCAAGUUGAACUUAUCUGAGAAUGAACUGAAGGAUGAGGGUGCAAUUCUGAUCAGCCAGGCAUUGGAAGUGGGCCAUGUCCAACUAAAUGAAGUUGAUCUCAGUGCAAAUUCAAUUAGAAGGGCUGGGGCAAGGCUCUUGGCACAGGCUGUUGUGCACAAACCUGGAUUUAAGUUACUAAAUAUCAACUCUAAUUUCAUAUCUGAUGAAGGGAUUGAUGAUGUUAAGGAUAUAUUUAAGAAUUCCCCUAAUAUGCUUGGGCCCUUGGAUGAGAAUGACCCUGAAGGAGAAGAUCUUGAUGAGGAGGCUGAAGAGGAUGGUGCUGAUAAUGAGGAUGAAUUGGAAUCAAAACUCAAGAACCUUGAAAUCAAGCGAAAUGAAUAGAGUUUCUUGCUCUAUCACAGUAGCCUUGGGUGGAUUUGCUUAUCGAAACCUGAUUUUCAGCUAUAUGUUUCUGUAUUAGCUAGUCCAGCUGCAUCUAGUUGAGUGUAAUAGGUCUAUCUGUGUUAGGUUAGGUUGGAGACCUCCAUACUUUAAGAAACCCCCCUAGCUUAGAGUUAGUUUUCAAUAUUGCUGAUUGAAAUUGGAUCUUUGUGGGCAGUAUGUUAUGUUUAGUAGGAGGUAUACAGUAAUUUUCUUUUCGGGAUGUUUAUGUUCAGUGUUAAUGCAAUUUGUCUUUACAAAUC